Molecule: messenger RNA, 8113 nt
Organism: Girardinichthys multiradiatus
Lineage: Eukaryota; Metazoa; Chordata; Actinopteri; Cyprinodontiformes; Goodeidae
Gene: svila
Product: supervillin a
Exons: 43
Coding region: 305-7360 (2351 amino acids)
Biological process (GO): cytoskeleton organization; actin polymerization or depolymerization; barbed-end actin filament capping
Cellular component (GO): cytoplasm; actin cytoskeleton
Molecular function (GO): actin filament binding; phosphatidylinositol-4,5-bisphosphate binding
Source: RefSeq, a predicted model, not a curated record
UAGUGGGAGGAACAAGAAUGGAAGAGUGGGUCUGAGAAGAGCCAGAGCUCCUGUUUGUCUACCAGGACCAUCUCUGCCUGAGCCAGGACUGCGGCUGGGAUGUUAUCUCCCUCUCUAUCCCUCUUUUUCUCUGUUUUCCCCGCCCUCUCCUCUGCCUCCCUCAAACACUACCUGACUCCCCCCUCUUUCUCUCUCACCGUCUGUCCCAAGCACUGACAAAGUAGCUGCAUCACCUCUCUGCUCCUCUUUCUUCUUGGCUGUUCCUUCUCUUUCACUUCAUUAUUUGCUCGACUUUGUUGCCAAAAUGUAUCGGAAUCCCUGGAUCUCGAAUUACCUGACUCAAGCGAAGUUUUGCAGCCAAGGACUUGGGAGUGAGACCCCCGCCAAAGCCAGUAAUCCUAGGUUUCUACAGAAGCGAGCGCUGAGCUUCCAGAAGGAAUUUUUUUAUGAGGAAAAAGACGAUCCAGCCAAAAACACCAAGGAUAUAGGUGUAAGUCUUACGGCCAGUCUCCCCAAAGUCUCUGAAUUAAGGAAACGUUUUGAAGGCAUUACAACAAGUGCAAGUGACUGGGAAAUGAACAGAAAGGAGCGUCUCGCUCGAAGACUGGAUGGAAUUGAUGGGGAGGUUCAUCCAUCUCUCCUGCCCAACUUGGUGGCCAACCAAGUGGUGUGUCUUCUUCCAGAAGACACACCACGUUACACCAGAGCAUCAGACCUUUGCGAGCCUCACGCUGUCCAGCGGUACGGCCUGGAAGGAUUUGAGAACCCAGACGCGCCUGUGAAGCCUCCUGAUCGGGAGUCCAGAGGUCGAUACAGUUCUGACACUCAGUCCUCCAUCCACACAGAGCCAGUCCAUAGUUCAGGAUCUACCACUGCUACCCCAGAGCAGGAAUCCAAAGCCGAACGCAUCGCCCGCUACAAGGCAGAGCGCCGCCGACAACUGGCCGAACGCUACGGCAUCUCUUUGGACCAGGACCUCGACUUGGAUUAUGCAUCACGCUACACCCGCACCCGGAAUGAAACUGACAACUUGGAGAGGCGUAAAAGAGAACUUGGAGAACUUUUAAAAGACGAAGGCAGGGACAUCACUCUGAGUGUUUACAGCAGCACUGCAGUCAGUAGCCCGAAAUCAGGCAACUCUGCAACUCCUCACAGCCGCCCUGACCCAGUCUACGAUGUGGCUCGCACCAGGCUGGACUCACUCUCUGAGAGAGAGAGGCUGAUGAACCUGGAGAAUCAACGCAGAGCUGCUCCAUCUGAGUCUACAUCCACCUCCUCAUACAUGGACGUAACCUCAUCAUUCUCUGCCAAGGUACCUGCUAAAGACUCUGUGGCUUUACUGCCACCUAGCUCACCAAAGAUGAGCAGACAUUCAUCACUUGCCUCACCCAAACAUACUGCAUCUCCUGGGGAGAUGUUCAUUGAGCAGCAGGCCCAGAGCAUCCUUAGCAGACAGGGUGCAAAAACGACCCUUAGCUCUGAUUGGUUCCUCCAGACUGAUGCUGAGGGGAAUACCCACUCCCUCAUCAACUGGCCUUCAAGAAUAAAAGUUAGGGAGAGGCUUGCCAGGGAGGAAGGGCACCAGAGAAAUCCAGAACUGGAAAAUUUGGCUGAAUUGUCGGGAUACCACAGACAGCUUCAGUACCGGCCCCAGACUUCUGCUCCGAUCCACUACAACAGGGAGCGAGCAGGCCCCCAGCAGGCCUACUUCCAAUCGUAUCACGAUCCACAAUCUCAUUUCAGCAGAUCUAGUCAUCAAGGAGGAGAAGAUAUUGGUGGUUACCUGAGUUACCUGUCUAUGGCCUCUGGUCCCACAUGCAGAGCUGAACAGGAACAAGAAAAAAGAGUGUGUCAGGAUGAGACUGAGGAACCUGAGGGGGUAAAAACAGAGGGUCUGCUGAGGAGCAGAAAAGCUGUCUUGCCUUCAGAGAUCCGUCGCAGGGAGAGAAGCACGGAGGACCCACAAAGAGGAAGAAGUGAGGAAGAGAUGGGGUUGUCCAGCAUGUACAGCCUCAGCCAGGCUCAGGUUGCUGCUGUAGAGGAACAUGCAAGAUCUGGAGUCAUAAGCAGAGCCAGGACAGAGAAAUCAGAGCACAGCACUUGUCUACAGGCAGCAGAGUGGAGACCUCGAGGUCAACAAAAUGUCAUUUAUGUUCACAAAGGACCGACAGCAACCCACAUCCAUCCUAAUACAUUGCAUGCAAUCCAUGGCACCACCGCCUCCAGGACUGCUUUUAACCCCUUGGUGUCAGAUGUUGGUACAAAUCAAAGGAACAUACAGCACCAGCUGCAAGACUAUAGAGUCCAGGAGUGUGAGGGUGAUGGGAAUGGAGAGGGUCAUCAGGAUCGCCGGGUGUCUGUGUCCAAGCUCAGGCAUUCAUACAUGGACAGCACCACCACACCUCCAAGCAGACGCAGGAAUGAGCUUGACAUUGAGGGUCAAAGGAAACAUGGGGGCUACCAGGCACCAUGGAGAGGUGUGAGGGAAAGGGGGCACCAGCCUCUGCACUAUAUCUGUCAUGGGGAGAGUCGAAAGACCUCAGAAAGGUUUAGGACUCAGCCCAUCACUUCUGCUGAACGGCAGGAAACUAAUAGGUCUUGCGUGAGCUCACACGUUACUUCUAUAGAUGCUGAUGAAGAAAAGCUGGAUGAACGAGCCAAGCUGAGCGUAGCAGCAAAGCGCUCUCUCUUCAGGGAAAUGGAGAAGAGCAUUGAUGGAGGACUUCCCAAACCACGGUCCAGGAAUGCAGCAGUGGACAGAAGACUUAGGCGGACACAGGACCGAUCGAGAACUCAGCCGGUCACCACAAAAGAAGUAGUCAUAGCAGCUACCCUGCAGGCAUCCUUACAGCAGAGCUCUGCAGCCCGGCAGCAAGCGCAGGGAUCUCAGGAGGCCCGAGGCUCAAAGCAGGCAUCUACAACGGAGGGAAAAGUCGAGAUGCAGAGUGGAAAUCAUGAGGAGCCUGAUGUUUGCACCCUCAGCUUGGCAGAAAAGAUGGAGCUGUUCAAUCGACUCGCACAGCCGCCUACCAGAGUUACCCGUACCCGGGGCGACACCUGCCAGCGCAGAGCCAAUGCUCGCUACCAGACCCAGCCCGUCACCCUGGGAGAUAUGGAACAGGAGCUCUCAGAUACAGACAUCAGGGAUGAUGAACAGGAGCUGUGUGACAGCCCAGUUGAACAACUCCAACUUCAAAACGCAGGAACUCUGUAUGGACACACGUCAUCCUCCUCUGUUCUCAGAGCAGGAGCCACUGUCUCCUCUGACCAUGCCGGAGACAUCCACAUAACAAGCGCAACUGUCCAUACAGAGCACACCCCACCCAACUCUGACAGGCCCCCGUUUCACUGCCACCCUGAGGUCCAUGCUGUGAAGUCGCAGGACACCUUAGACCACCACAUGAACCAAAUCUUGGACCAGGGGGAAAACACCAUGAACCUGAAAGUGGGGAAGAGGAGGUUGCCCUCUCCUGAAACAGCUGUCAGGCAGGCUUCUCUGCCCCAGCCCCAUACUGGAAGAGAGAGAUGGUGGGAGGAGGGAGAGGAGGAGGACGAGGAGGAGCAACACUGGCUUUCCAGAGUUAGGGAGGAGGCUGCUAUUCAGAGCUUGGGGAGCCACAAGUUCUGGCAGAAAGAAGAGCACAGGCGGUGUCCAAAGGAGGACAGUCACAGGAUCAGAACCAUCAGUGCAGAUCUCCCGGACUCCACUGCAGUAACAUCCAGAGACGCAGUCGGAUUGGCCGUAAGUGAGCGUCAGCCUCUAGCGGGGGGGCAGUCCGUCUGCCUGGUUCAGCUUGAUUCUGAAGAAGAUAUGGGGGAUGUGAUGAUUGACCAACACAUGUCUAUUAGAGAUAGGGUUGCAUUGUUAAAGAAGAGCGGAGAGAAAGACUGGAGGAACAGGAUCGAUAAGAAGCAGGAUGUGGCCAAGGUUGCCGACGAUGAAGAGCGGGCUCAGCUCUGGGAGGUGGAGCAGAGCUUCAGGAAGAAGGAUGAUGAAGCACUGAUGAUGAUUGUGGACUUUGCUGUGUCCAACCUGUUUCGGGAGCCUGUCUUUGCUGCUACUUUCUCUCCUCCUCCCGAUCCUCCUUUCCAUACUUCUCCUGAUGACACAGCCAGCCAGGCCACCAGAUCACCCAGACCCUUGCAGGUGGAUGAAAGACACCCCUGGAGAAGGAAGAGAACAGCCGAGGCUGAGAUGGGGAGCCAGAGCAUUGAGGCUCACAUGUCCAUUCAGGAGAGAAAGCAGCUGAUCGAGGCUCAGGAGGAGGCCUGGAAGACCAAAGGCCACGGAGCUGCUAAUGACUCCUCCCAGUUCACUGUGGCUGCUCGAAUGGUGAAGAAAGGACUGGCCUCUCCAUCUGCUCUCCACUCUUCCCUCCAGUCCAAAUCAAAGAACAGUCUAGCUGUCUCCAAACCUCAGGAAGACUUGGAGGAAUUUCAAGAGAUUAAGGCUGUGCCAGAUCUGAACCUGGAGUCAGACGCAAAGCUAGAGAAGCUUGAGUCAUUCCUUGGAAAGCUCAACAGUAAAGUGCCUGGACUGCCAGAAGCAACCAUCACUGUGACUGAGAAGAAAGUAAAGGAAGUAAUGACCCUUGAAGAUGAAACUUUUUCCAAGUUCUACCGCCAUGUGGAGGACCUCCCUGCCAACACUAACACGGUGGAGAUAGACGACGACUUUGAUGCCAUUUUCGACCCGGACGUGCCAAAAUUGACUUCAGCGAUGGUGCAGCACAAGAGGGCGGUGCGGCCUAACCGCAACGUUCAGUCGUCCAGAAACCCUCUGAAAAAGCUGGCUGCCAGAGAGGAUAUCAGACAUGAGUACACAGAGCAGAGACUCAACGUAGGCCUGCUGGAGAGCAAAAGGAUGAAGGUGGAGAAGAUGAACAAGAACUCUGGAUUUUCUGAAGUGGCUCUGGCCGGUUUGGCAAGCAAGGAGAACUUCAGCAGCGUCAGCCUGCGCAGCGUCAGUAUCUCUGAGCUGAUGUCUAACAACAGUGCUGUGCCAUACAAGAAGCUCAUGCUGCUACAAGUCAAAGGUCGACGGCACGUCCAGGUCAGGCUGGUGGAGCCCAGAGCGUCCUCUCUGAACAGCGGAGACUGCUUCUUACUCAUCACCCCACACCACUGCUUCGUCUGGAUCGGAGAGUUCGCCAACGUCAUAGAGAAAAGGAAGGCGUCAGAGUUGGCCAACUUCAUCCAGAGCAAGAGAGAUUUGGGUUGUCGAGCAGAUUAUCUCCAGAUGAUAGAUGAAGGCGCCGACACACACAGCCACGCUGUCCAGGAGUUCUGGAUGUGUCUCGGAGGACAGUCAAGUUAUCAGUCAGCAGGAACCCCAGAUGAAGACGAGCUAUAUGAAGCUGCGAUCGUGGAGACAAACUGCAUUUACCGCCUGAUGGGUGACAAACUUGUCCCAGAUGAUGAUUUCUGGGCCAGAAUGCCCCGCUGUACACUCCUCAACCCCAAAGAGGUUUUGGUGUUUGACUUUGGCAGUGAAAUGUAUAUCUGGCAUGGGAAGGAAGUGACUCUGGCACAGAGGAAGGUUGCUUUCCAGCUGGCCAAGCACCUCUGGAACGGCACCUUCGACUAUACAAACUGUGACAUCAACCCACUGGACCCAGGAGAGUGCAAUUCACUAAUUCCAAAAAAAGGCCAAGGUCGGCCUGACUGGGCAGUGUUCGGCAGGCUGACUCAACACAAUGAGACCGCCCUGUUCAAGGAGAAGUUUCAGGACUGGAGUGACUCCAGGACAAUCAAUUCCACACCAACAAAUGAUCACAUUGCCGACCACAAGGAGCAGCCAACUUCUGAUAACCCCCGUGCUUUCAAUGCGUCCCUGAUGCUGCCCCUCCAUCAAGCGGUGGUCUGCACCAUUUUAGACGGAUUCAGUGUGGGCCGGGGCUAUGGCCUUGUGGAGGCUGAGGACUGGCGGAGCUAUGAGAUUAGCACUCUGGCCGUGGAGGUGUGGCACAUCCUGGAGUUUGACUACAGCCGUUUGCCUCGCCAGAGCAUCGGCCAGUUCCAUGACGGUGACACCUAUGUGGUCAAGUGGAAAUAUAUGGUCAGCACUGCUGUUGGGAAGAGACAAAAUCCAGAGCAGCAGAAGACCGCAGGAGCUGGCAAGGAGAAGUGCUGCUACUUCUUCUGGCAGGGCCGCAACUCCACCAUCAGCGAGAAGGGAACAUCGGCGCUCAUGACGGUGGAGCUGGAUGAGGAGCGGGGAGCACAGGUUCAGGUCCUGCAGGGGAAGGAGCCGCCAUGUUUCCUGCAAUGUUUCAAAGGGGGAAUGAUUGUCCACUCAGGGAAAAGAGAAGAGGAGGAGGAAUGCUCACAAAAUAAAUGGCGUCUUUACUGUGUGAGAGGUGAGAUGGAGGUGGAAGGCCACCUGCUGGAAGUGGCCUGUCAUUGCAGCAGUCUGCGCUCCAGAGUCUCCAUGGUGCUGCUGGGUGUCAGCCAGGCCCUCAUCUACUUGUGGCACGGCUGCAAAUCCCAGACACACACUCGGGAGGUGGCUCGUAUUGCCGCCAACAGACUCAAAGAACAUUGUCCUCUGGAAACUGGGCUGCACAGCAGCAGCAAAGUGACCAUACGGGAGUGUGAUGAAGGAGCAGAGCCGACAGGGUUCUGGGAAGCCCUCGGCAGAAGGGACAGGAAGGCAUAUGAUUGCAUGCUUCAAGAUCCGGGCAGGUUUAACUUCACACCUCGUCUGUAUCAGCUGAGCAGCAGCUCUGGGGAGUUUACAGCUGUGGAGUUUCUCUACCCUGCCAGAGACCCCGACCAGGUCAACUCAAUGCCUUUCCUGCAGGACGACUUCUAUGGAGCCUCGCAGCCAGCUCUGUUCCUGGUGGACAACCACCAUGAGGUGUACCUGUGGCAAGGCUGGUGGCCUCAGGACAGUGAAAGCACCGGCUCGGCCCAAAUCCGCUGGGACUCGGACAGAAAAUGUGCCAUGGAGACGGUGCUGCAAUACUCCAGAGAAAAGAACGAGAAGAAACCUCCCAAAGCGUACCUGAUCCACGCUGGUUUGGAGCCGCUCACCUUCACCAACAUGUUCCCCUGCUGGGAGCACAGAGAGGAUGUGGCAGAGAUCACUGAGAGGGAGGCAGAGGUGAGUAACCAGAUCAUCCUGGUGGAGGACGUGUUGGCCUGGCUGUGUAAGACCACCUACCCACUGGCUGAGAUCCUGGCCCGGCCGCUGCCUGAGGGGGUUGACCCUCUUCACUUGGAGGUCUACCUGUCUAAUGAGGACUUUGAGGGUGCAGGGGCUUAUGGGAAGAGAGCCCUGGAGAUGAACAGAGAGGAAUACGGCGCUUUGCCUGGAUGGAAGCAGGUGAACUUGAAGAAAUCCAAAGGACUCUUCUAAAGGAUGAUGUCCAGGCUUCUUUUGUUUCUAUGUACACAUAGCAGAGACUCGGGAGCAGCUCCUCCUGAGUUGAACCUAUGAUAGAGGAUCGCGGAUGGGAUGAAGAACCUCGGAGAUGUGGAGGAGAGGUGUGCCAGCCUCUCAUGCUGCAGAUUUCCAUCCUGUCUGCACUCUUGUGAUGUGUGUUGUGAUGAUUGGGAAACAUGUGGAUGCAAGCAUCGCUAUGUUAAUAGUGCUCCUUUAUGAUGACACUGUUAAUGAUUGUACAUAUGUAGCAUAUGGAAAGCAGCCUGGAUCUUCCACUGGCAGCCUUACAGCCAUCUGUUGGAGUGAAGGCAGGUCUGUCAGCCUGUUGGACACACUCCACUUCAGACUCUCUGCUAGAUAUGUUUGUGCAUUACAAAUUAUUUAUAUUUAUGUUAAAUCCACAGAGGAGGUUUAAAAAUAAACUUUAGAUAUAAAAAUACAAACAAACACUACAAUUAUUGCUGUAAAUCUUUCUGUCGUACAUUUUUAAGUUAACAGCAGCUCUGCUGUACAGAUAAUCUUUUACUAAUAAAUUGAAGCAGCUUUGAAUGCAGCAUUUUGUCUCUUUCUUGUAGUACAUGCUUGACUCAAGAAGGAAGCCUGAUGAAGUGACUUCAGUGUAUAGUGCCUUGCUCCAUGUACAGUUUAUAUAUAGAUCCUGUUCUGACUUUCCAAGACUGUUUGUAAUAACAAACCAGUAGAGAAAUAAAGUUUGAUAUCAAUGCA